Molecule: messenger RNA, 966 nt
Organism: Cylicocyclus nassatus
Lineage: Eukaryota; Metazoa; Nematoda; Chromadorea; Rhabditida; Strongylidae
Source: the annotation of a GenBank genome assembly
AUGGACGAUUGGGAACGAUAUGGUGGAGCAGCGUUUAUGUGCACAUUUUACACAUUUUUAGGUAUCGCUGCAGCAGCUUGUAAUACUGUUAAUCUAGUCAUAUUAUUUUCUAGCAAAGAACUUAGGCAAAGAUUGAUCUACCUCAUCGCACUAAACAUAGAAGAAGUUAUCAAUGCAAUAAGUUUCAUACUAGUGGGAUAUGGCCGAGGCUAUGAGCUUGAGCACGGAACUUUGUUUAUGCAAACCACUGUAGGCGACUGCUUUUUCCAGAAAUACUGGCCCCAUUUUUUGAUAAUUGGCACGGAACUUCCUGCGUAUAUGAUGAUUUUAAUCUCAUGUGAACGCUUCUUCGCUGUUCUUUUACCUAUAUAUUACAAGCGAUUUUUUCACCAAACGUACAAAUAUCUGCUAAUAUUGACUGUUCCCGCUGCGGCUCUGAUCUCACUUAUGUUUGCCUGGUUAUCUGCUUAUAAUGACCGCGAUAGAGUGGUAAACUCUCGUCAUUGCUUUAUCAUAGACAGCACAGGAAAAUGGUACUCCACAUUCCACUUUGUCAUAGUUGUUGCCGCUUUCUUUGUGUCGUUUCUGUCAUUCUUUGUUGCUUGGAGAAUUGGAAAGAGACUUACGACUGGCAAUGUCUUGGGCCGGAAACACAAUCUUGGACUAUGGAUGUCAAUAGCCCUAUCUUCCACCUUACUCAUGUCUCUUCCAUCUUUCGUUAUGAUUUGUAAAUCAAGGACAACCAUUGCCUUCAAUGAUAUUAUUGUGGCCUUGACUUACGCCAUGCCUGGAUUCCUAUCCAUAGCCAACACAAUCAUGAAUUUUGCCUUUCAUGAUCUAUUUAGACAUCAAUUCUUGUCUCUAAUUAGGUUACGGAAAAAGCCCAUUGGGUUAGCAGCGGUAAGAGAGGGUUUACAACAUACAAAUGAUAAACAUCAUAAUUCUUCAAAGGAAGGCCAUCAUUAA